Molecule: messenger RNA, 2041 nt
Organism: Nomia melanderi (Alkali bee)
Lineage: Eukaryota; Metazoa; Arthropoda; Insecta; Hymenoptera; Halictidae
Source: RefSeq, a predicted model, not a curated record
UCGUUGACACUUGGAGUAAACGUAGAUAUAGAAUGGGUAUUAAAGUUUGUUGUGUUUUUAAUGAAUUAUUAACGAUACAGUGUUUACGUAAAUUACGCAGAUAGGAGCUCCCCAGGUAUCGAUCAAACAGCCGAGGAAAACGAAACGUAGCCGGUUCAGUGAAACACGUUCCAGCAAUUGCUGUUGAGGGUUCAAGAUGGAGAAUUCGCGAAAAGAAGUGAUCAAGAGAGUAGUGGUAGAGUGCAGGGCGCGAGAUGUCCAUGCUACCAGGGAUUUAGCUUCGUUUCUGGUUACCCUAUUUCAACUGAAUCCUGAACACGAAAUCAAAGCUGAUGACGAAGAGCACAAUGAGCGGAUCGUCGAAGCGAUCGUGAAGAAAAUAUCGGAUCAAGAGAGCACAAGUUUGACGAUACUGAAAAGUCAAUUGUACUACGCGAAACAUUAUCGAGACAGAGAUGAAACAGUCAGACGCCACAGAUUGCGUCUACACCAGAAAACCGGUCCAAUGGUGGCGGAAAUCUGUGAGACGGAGAGGCUGACCAAUAAACAAGACUCCGAAAGGUUGUACCAGAAGAUGUUGGUGGUCAUCACGGUUCUCAGCGGUCUAGGCAAUCCUACGGUGCCCUCGGUGCUCCGAGAGGUCUCGGUAGCGCUUCAGAGUGUCUUCCAGCCGUCCGAGCUAGAAGCGUACGUGAAAAUGUCGAAACGCGAGAAGGAGGAGCAAUUGAUGGAGCUGAUGUGCAUAGUCGCCGGGAUACGUUUGUUCAACAGGGAUUGCCAGCGGGGCGGAGAAGGCAUCGACGAUCUGCCAGUUAUUCUGCAAGAAGCCGUAAAGAAGAGCCACGAUUCCGUCGUGGACUUGCUGGAGCGGCUGAUGUUGAAGAUUUACAGGUUCACCGCAGCCGUGGAGAAAACGAUUUGCUACUGGGAGGUGUUGCCGUUCGGCGUUUUCACCGUAGAGAAUCUGCACUGGCUGAUCGGGAUGCUGGCUGCCUGCCGGCAGCAAGAAAUCUACGUCAGGAAAGUGUUAAGCGACGUGGAACGCUGCGAGAAGGAGCUACAAUCUCUCAUGGAACGUCUUCAGGGUCGUCUGUUCAAGAUCCACGACACCGUAAGAUACAGGACCGCCAUCCCCACCGUCCAAGUAUACCCGCAAUUCAUCGACCUAGCCGACAUAUGGAUGGGUCUCCAGGACGAGGUGAUUAUAUUGAGCAGUAUCAACAACUUUCUAUGGGAACUGCAGAACCUGAAUACGAGGACGGUCAACGUGUUCAACGAGGCGGUGCUCAACGACAUGCUAACCAAGGGCAGCGUCCCGACGGAUGCGGAGAGAUUGGAACAGUCAAUGGGCGAAUUGAUAACCGAGUGCGGCAAGUGCGCCCUUUAUUACCCAGACACCACCAAGGACUUCGAGAACAUAAAUCUCGAGUUUCUAGGAUUUUGCGCGUGGACGUUCGCCCUCGUGCAGGGAGCGCUGAUCCCGGGAAAUCCGAAUAACGGAGUCGCUAAGUGGAAAGGAAAAUAUUAUGUGUUCAGCUCGAGAAAGGCGGCCAGGCAGUUCGGAGAGGAUCCGGACAGGUACAUUUACGGGGCGCUCGACUUCAUACGGCAUCAUCCGGAGUACGUGUACUUGUUCCAAGUGUUCGACGACGUUCAAGCGCUGAAAGCAGAGAAGCUGGUAUCGGACAAGGGAGCCCAACUGAAGAUGUGCCAGACGCAAACCGUUCAAACGGACACCCACAUUCUUCCUCCUACUAUCGAUAAGGAUUAUUCUUCGAAUAUUUGGGAUUUACGGAGAAGAGCACUGAACUUGGCAACUGUGAGUCGAUGCGUCACACGCAGCACGCAAACGGAUAAGUCCAACUUCCGAUACGGCGUAUACGUUCAAGCUGCUCCACCUCGAAACAAAGAAGUGCAAACUAGGAGAGACAACUACACGAACACGAAGAAACUACUGACAUACACCUUUGGUUUACGGGGCAGACGUGAUGACGAUCAACAUAUUCUUUCCUUCUUGGAAGACGAACUCGAGCAUUUGUGA